Molecule: messenger RNA, 4661 nt
Organism: Esox lucius (northern pike)
Lineage: Eukaryota; Metazoa; Chordata; Actinopteri; Esociformes; Esocidae
Gene: klc2
Product: kinesin light chain 2
Exons: 16
Coding region: 639-2495 (618 amino acids)
Biological process (GO): microtubule-based movement
Cellular component (GO): kinesin complex; membrane-bounded organelle; cytoplasm
Molecular function (GO): kinesin binding
Source: RefSeq, a predicted model, not a curated record
GAUUGUGGGAGAAUUCGGACAACAGCCAUUUUCAGGUCGUGGCUGUCAUCCAUUGAGAGCGCCAGUCUGCAUUAAAGUGAGCGAACGGUUGCGCUCCUGUACGAUCUACUAAACAUCGAGGAUGAAUCUAAUGAUGUCGACACGCAUUAUAGUUUUUCUGUAUUUUGAGUGCUGACCCGUGGAAGCCAAGAUACGCAAGACAAGACAGCACUGACUCCUCUAAUUCGCGACGGGCACGAUUUCAUUAGCAGCUAGCCAACAAUGCUAGCGUAUUUGUUUACAAUGUGAUGCUUGGAUUUUUCAACUUUUUAGACGGCAGCGACAUUAAAAGUACCGGAUUUGGGCAAAGCCGUUAUUCGUAGGAUAUUGUAUAGAUAGUUCACAAGGACGAAUAAAGUGUCAUCAGAAUCUUGUUUGGGACAAGGGAAGAAAAGCCUUGACGUUGCCGUGCACCAGCGUAGUCCACUGACAACAAGUGAAGGGAUGGAAGCGGAGCAUCACUACAGUAGCUCGAUCUUGCUUUGUUUGAGCUCCAGAUAACCAGGGGCAGCACUCUUGUCGUGGGAAUAUAAAACAGUUUAAAUGGAGGUAACGUACGGUUGAUUAGGAUUCCGACACAGUGUGUGUGAAAUUAGGUGAUGACCACCAUGGUGUACCCACGCAGCGAGGAGGCCCUGGAGCGCCUAACCCAGGAUGAGAUUGUGCUCAACACCAAAGCUGUGAUGCAGGGACUGGAGACCCUCCGCGGGGAACAUACCCAACUCCUCUCCUCCCUUCUGGAAUGCGCGCAGCCACCCGCAGCCCAGGAGAAGUCGGGCCUGCUUCGCAAGAGCCUGGAGGCCAUCGAACUGGGCCUGGGAGAGGCACAGGUGAUCAUCGCCCUGUCAGGCCACCUGAGCGCUGUGGAGUCAGAGAAGCAGAAGCUGAGAGCCCAGGUCAGACGACUGUGUCAGGAGAACCAGUGGCUACGAGACGAACUGGCUGGAACACAGCACAAGCUACAGCGCAGUGAGCAGGCUGUUGCCCAGCUGGAGGAGGAGAAAAAACACCUGGAGUUCAUGAACCAGAUCAAGAAGUUUGACGACGACACUUCCCCAUCCGAAGAGAAGGCCGCCAGGGAGACAUCCAAAGACAGCCUGGACGACCUGUUCCCUAACGACGAGGACCAGGGACAAGCCCAGCCCAGCGGUGAGGCAGCGGCCCAGCAGGGAGGCUACGAGAUCCCAGCCCGCCUCAGGACCCUGCACAACCUUGUGAUCCAGUACGCCUCCCAGGGGAGGUACGAGGUGGCCGUGCCCCUCUGCAAACAGGCCCUGGAGGACCUGGAGAAGACUUCCGGCCACGACCACCCUGAUGUGGCCACCAUGCUGAACAUCCUGGCCCUGGUCUACAGGGAUCAGAACAAGUACAAAGAGGCGGCCCACCUGCUGAACGACGCCCUGGCCAUCAGGGAGAAGACCCUGGGGAAGGACCACCCGGCGGUGGCUGCCACCCUCAACAACCUGGCCGUGCUCUACGGGAAGAGGGGCAAGUACAAGGAGGCCGAGCCCCUCUGCAAGAGAGCCCUGGAGAUCAGGGAGAAGGUACUGGGCAAGUACCACCCUGACGUGGCCAAGCAGCUGAACAACCUGGCCCUGCUGUGUCAGAACCAGGGCAAGUACGAGGAGGUGGAGUACUACUACCGGCGGGCCCUGGAGAUCUACGAGUCCAAACUGGGAGCCGACGACCCCAAUGUCGCCAAGACCAAGAACAACCUGGCCACAUGCUACCUCAAACAGGGGAAAUUCAAGGACGCAGAGUCUUUAUACAAAGAGAUCCUGACCCGAGCGCACGAGAAGGAGUUUGGAUCGGUCAACAAUGACAACAAGCCCAUCUGGAUGCAUGCGGAGGAGAGAGAAGAGAGCAAGGGGAAAAGGAAGGACGCUGUGCCCUAUGGAGAGUAUGGGAGCUGGUACAAGGCCUGCAAGGUGGACAGUCCUACGGUCAAUACCACCCUGAAGAGCCUGGGGGCGCUGUACCGUCGACAAGGGAAACUAGAGGCAGCAGAGACACUGGAGGAGUGUGCCACCAAGACCCGAAAGCAGGGAAUCGACGCCAUCAAUCAGAGUAAGGUGGUUGAGCUCUUGAAGGACGGGGCGCCCGGAGGGGACCGACGGCAGAGCCGGGAAGGCCUCAGUGGAACCCAGCGUGGAGACACAGAGGGUGAGGACGGAGCCGAGUGGAACGGGGACGGGAAUGGCUCGUUGCGUCGGAGCGGCUCCUUCGGUAAGAUCCGCGACGCCCUGCGCAGGAGCAGUGAGAUGCUGGUGAAAAAACUGCAGGGCAGUGGCCCUCAGGAGCCCCGCAAUCCAGGGAUGAAGAGAGCGAGCUCCCUCAACUUCCUCAACAAGAGUGCCGAAGACCCUUCACAGGACGCCAACACUGGCCUAUCAGAGUGCCGAGGGCUGAGCGCCAGCAACGUGGACUUGUCAAGACGCAGCUCCCUGAUUGGCUAAAGAGAGACAGGGACCAGGUGGAAGGGCCCAGUGAGGAGAGGCUGUUUGCGAUCAAAACACUUCAAAAGCCAACACUCGCUUUCAAUACCUAUUUUGUAAAGAAACUAGAGAAGGCACUGAGAAAAUCCCGAGUUGACAGUGCUUUUUUUUUGUGGCACACUCUUCCUCUGCCGUAUACUUGGCUGGCAUCGAUCAAUUACACAAACAAACAUUUAAAACGGCAUGCUGCUUACUAGAACGCAAAAUGUUUACAAUAGACACAUAUCAUAGUGGCUCUGAGGGCCUAAAUCGUAACAGGUCAGGGUUGAGAUAACAACAUAUUCUAUCUCAACUACCCACUUCUGCAGACUAUAGGCAGGUUAGUUGUAUUCAAUAUAUUUCUAUCUAUUCCAAAAAAUAAAAUCAUCCUCGUAGGUUAAAUAGUGGCAUGAUUACUGCAAAUGCUAACAACCCAUUCAGUGGAUAUCACAGUUUCAGAGCGAGAUAAAUUACAUGGCAUUCGCUCGCAAGUUACCAGAGGUUCAAACUUAUUAGCUUGAGCAAGGUCCAAGACUUUUCAUAAUCUAUCUGGGAUUUCUGGAUUUAAACUGGAUUUGGGGAGAAAUGGCACUGACCAGGUCAACCUCGCUAUUUUUGCCUUUGAAUUGUUGUGUGUGUAUAUAUAUACAGGUUUAAGUUAUUUGUCUUUUCUUUGUUUUGUACAUAGCGCACAGACAAGUUUGCUUGUUUAAACUGUUUAGAACUUAGGACGACCUCCGAUUGGAACCAACUAGAGGGUGCGUUGACUAGUGAUGACCAGUAGAGGGGGAUGUUCUAACCUCUAGUCACAUUUUCCAUUUAUCACCUUGACUUGACUAAGUGAAGAUGUGACUCCAGUGGGAGUUAGGAUUUGCCCCUCCAGCAAUAGCCUGAUCCGGCCAGAUCCAUUAGUGCUCCUGCCAACUACCGUCGCUCAUUGUCUUGCCAGACAAUUCUGAACCUGACCGUUAAGAGGCGUUGGCUGAAGCCCCAACACUUUGGAGAUCACGGUAAUAUUUAUUAGGCGCCAAACGAAGACAUGAAAUGGGGAGGGACUGCCUCCAUGAAGAAAUACCUGUUUCUGUUAUUUUUAUUUUCACGUAUCGAUGAGUAUGAGACCUGGCUAACUUGGCUCCUCUCCGUCCUGGGGAAUAUGCUGGAGAUACUGAAGCGGGGCGAACACGUUAACCGCACCCGUGUCGCCGUGUGUCACGGUUUGAUGCAAUCGCCCGGUGCAGCAAACGGCUGUUCAGCCCGUUCCUCGUGAGGUCAUGCGUCGUCAGUGAUUGGUGGGAAAUUGUCUCAGCCUGACUGACCGGUGCUGUCGAGAAGACUGUGCCGUAAUAUUGGCAUGGGUUUGAACACACACACACACGGGCAAAGCUGCCACAGCUAUAUGCUGCUAGCCUAGGUACCAGUCUGUUUGGUUCAUAUGCCACGCUUACAUGAGAAAUGUUGUGUUCAUGAGGGGAAGGAUGACACAACAGCGUUGCUCUCCCAACCUCUACGUGGACGCUCUGAUGCGUUCCACUACGGCCUCAUUAGACAGCUUUUUGGUGACCAGCGGAGCCUCUAUUCGGUUCUUUCCCUCGCUUUCCCUUGUGUGAGCAUGAUGUGUCCAAGCCUUUUGAUAAUCUUCUGUUAUUACUAGUACCGUUUAGGGGAACGACUCGGAUUGGCGAUCCAGGCGACAGCAGUCCUCUCACCUGUGUGUUCAUAAUGUUUAACCUUGUCUGGGCAGGCUCCGACCUCAAGUGAAGAUGUCCAGGGCGUUGUAGAUGAGCCCUUACUGUAACUAGAAACUAUUUAAAUCGUUGAGAACGACUUUGAUUGUGGGGGCGGGGGGCGGGGGGUUAACAGUGACUUGUGUUGGCACUCUUUUUUUGUUGCUUUCUUUUAUUUUCCCAAGAAUAGAUAGAAACCUGGCCCACAUAAUGUAUGUUACUGUAUGUUGUUUAGAAGGAGUGUGGUCCUUGCUAUUUUCAGCUUCUGACUGUGUGAGGCCGGGAAGGUACGGGAUAUUGAUUUUACUGGAGGCACAGAAAAGUGGAGAAGAGAUGAAACAAAGUGUGUGACAAAUGAAGACAAAAAAGGAUUGGGGAGAAGAAUGAGGAAGUAGGAGAGGGAAAUAUUAAGUGCUGAAAAGAA